This is a messenger RNA of Procambarus clarkii (red swamp crayfish), 1185 nucleotides long. The record is from RefSeq and is a predicted model, not a curated record. Lineage: Eukaryota; Metazoa; Arthropoda; Malacostraca; Decapoda; Cambaridae.
AUGCGCAGCACUGGCAUGGAACUGAUGCGCAGCACUGGCAUGGAACUGAUGCGCAGCACUGGCAUGGAACUGAUGCGCAGCACUGGCAUGGAACUGAUGCGCAGCACUGGCAUGGAACUGAUGCGCAGCACUGGACGCUACGUUAUUGGACGCAACGUUACUGGGCGCUACGUUACUGGGCGCUGCGUUACUGGGCGCUGCGUUACUGGACGCUGCGUUACUGGACGCUGCGUUACUGGGCGCUGCGUUACUGGACGCUGCGUUACUGGACGCUGCGUUACUGGACGCUGCGUUACUGGACGCUGCGUUACUGGACGCUGCGUUACUGGACGCUACGUUACUGGGCGCUGCGUUACUGGGCGCUGCGUUACUGGACGCUGCGUUACUGGACGCUGCGUUACUGGGCGCUGCGUUACUGGACGCUGCGUUACUGGACGCUGCGUUACUGGACGCUGCGUUACUGGGCGCUGCGUUACUGGGCGCUACGUUACUGGGCGCUGCGUUACUGGACGCUGCGUUACUGGGCGCUGCGUUACUGGACGCUGCGUUACUGGACGCUGCGUUACUGGACGCUGCGUUACCGGCCGCUGCGUUACUGGACGCUGCGUUACUGGGCGCUGCGUUACUGGACGCUGCGUUACUGGACGCUGCGUUACUGGACGCUGCGUUACUGGGCGCUGCGUUACUGGACGCUGCGUUACUGGACGCUGCGUUACUGGGCGCUGCGUUACUGGACGCUGCGUUACUGGACGCUGCGUUACUGGACGCUGCGUUACUGGACGCUGCGUUACUGGACGCUGCGUUACUGGACGCUGCGUUACUGGGCGCUGCGUUACUGGACGCUGCGUUACUGGACGCUGCGUUACUGGGCGCUGCGUUACUGGACGCUGCGUUACUGGACGCUGCGUUACUGGACGCUGCGUUACUGGACGCUGCGUUACUGAACGCUACGUUAUUGGACGCAACGUUACAGGACGCUGCGUUACUGGACGCUGCGUUACUGAACGCUACGUUAUUGGACGCAACGUUACAGGACGCUACGUUACUGGACGCAACGUUACAGGACGCUACGUUACUGGACGCAACGUUACAGGACGCUACGUUACUGGACGCUACGUUACUGGACGCAACGUUACAGGACGCUACGUUACUGGACGCUACGUUACUGGACGCUACGUUAUUUGA